AUGCCGAAGCAAUACGUUCUCUUCGGGCGGCUACUGCCGCCCAUUACGACGCGACGAAUAACCGUCCUGCUAACAGCCGUCUUUAUUUUUGCCGUCUUCUCUGUCAUCUUCACUCUCCCGAGUGCAGUACCGACUGGUCCCAGCCUGUCCAAGUUUGCCGAUCACAAGUUUUCCCUUCCGCAAUUCGGGGGACAAUCCAACGCAUGGUCCAGCGCGCUGCAUCCGUUCCGUCCCAAAUCACACGCACCACCAAGUCUCGACAGCGAGUCGCACAAGGGCUCGUCCUGGUCGUCCCACUGGUCGUGGCUCACGACGCCGUUUUCCUCGAGCUACACCCUUGACGAGGAUCGCGCGCUGCUGCCCCCACUGCCUGAGCGUCCGCCGAUCUAUUGUUACUACGACGCCACCCUCGAGCGCGACAAGGCCAAGAGGGAUGCCGAGAGCGCCCUGCUGCUCACCUGGCGUCGGGCUUGGUGGGCACAAGGUUUCCGUCCGAUCAUCCUCAGCUCGGGCGAGGCGAUCAACAACCCGCGUUACGAGCAGCUUCAACACCUCAAGGUCACCCCCGCGGCCAAGGCAGACAUUAUGCGCUGGCUGGCUUGGGAGAACAUGGGAGGCGGCCUGCUGGCGCAGUACCUCGUGCUGCCCAUGGGUGCACGAGAUGACGCUCUGCUCACGUUCUUGCGCCGGGGGGAAUACCCGAUCCUGACGCGCUGGGAGGGGUUUGGCAAUGGACUCUUUGCCGGCUCUAAGGCGGACAUUGCUGGCGCUAUCAAGCUGGUCCUGGACAACCCUCUGCUCGUCAACUCCGAGAGCUUCCUCGAGGCGAUUCCCGCCGUGGACACACCAAAGGCAGAGUCACCGAAGUUGAAGACUGUUGAGGACGACUACAAACAGCCAACAAAAGAUUUUCCCUUCAGAGUUGACUCGACUCCUACUUCUCUCGCUUUCUACGAAGCACAAACUGUCGCCAUGAAGUACACCAAAGUGGGCGACUCCAUCUCGCAGAACUGGGGAGAAGGCAUGCUCAAGCUGAACCAGCUGAUCAACUCACAUUUGCACGUCACCUGGCAAAACACGUUCUCAAGCGGCAUUGCGGUCCUCAAGCCAAAGUCCGAAUACAUGACCCAGAUCGUGGAGCCGGCCUUGGGGCUGGCCAAUCGCCUGGUCCAGUGUUCGGCAACGCCGUUGGAGUCGUCAUGCCCACCGAACUUCCUCACAUGCAACCCGUGCGUGGCCAAGUCGCCGAUGCCUGUGCAUACACCGCCAACAUACCGCAACGUGUCGACGCUGUUCACGAUCGGCACGGUACCACACCCAUACACAUACCAGUCAGUGGCCCACAAGCAGGGGUCUCUCGACGUGAAGUGGGUGCGACGCAAGUCUCAGCGGGAUGUGUGGCUGUUCGACAUCACGAAGGAGCUGCUGGGUACCGGAGUAUCCUCGGCGCGGCGCGUGCUGCGGUUUAAGGAGGCUGUGGCUGGCCAAUACGCACGAGCACAUACGCUGUGGUUUGCAGCCGAGCAGCCGGUGCCGGAGGACGUCGACUGGCGAUUCGGCUUUGUAGUGCCAAGGCUGGGGGAGGGCCUGGAUAAGGGUGAAUCACAGACGCCUGUGCCGGGUCCGGAGCGGCUGCCGCCCCCAAAGCACGACAAGGACGAUGGGCCGAUUGCGACGCCGGAAAGGCUGGUGAUAGAGCGUGACCUGCUGGCCAAAGCGAAGCAGAUGACUGAUAGCAAGGACCAGAAGAGUAAGUCGAUCCGCGAUGCGGUAGAGGCAUGGAACAUUGGCGACAUGGAGGCUUGGAAGUUUGCGCGGGCGUAUUUGGCACGAGCCGAUGCGGAGCGGACGGCAUGGGAAAAGGAAGAAGCCAAGUACGCCGGCGGCGUCGGUAGCGAGAAGGGUCGACGGGACGGCCACUUCUGGGGCUACUAA
Grosmannia clavigera kw1407 is the source of this 1935-nucleotide messenger RNA. RefSeq lists its product as uncharacterized. The record is from RefSeq and is a predicted model, not a curated record. The transcript has 2 exons. NCBI's taxonomy places the organism in Eukaryota, Fungi, Ascomycota, Sordariomycetes, Ophiostomatales, Ophiostomataceae. Bases 1 to 1935 code for a protein of 644 amino acids.